Messenger RNA from Bursaphelenchus xylophilus (pine wood nematode), 283 nucleotides. NCBI's taxonomy places the organism in Eukaryota, Metazoa, Nematoda, Chromadorea, Rhabditida, Aphelenchoididae. The record is from the annotation of a GenBank genome assembly.
AUGGGGGCAAAAUCGCGGUAAGUACAGUGAAUAUAUAUUGUAAAUGAUUUUAGAUAUUUACUAGUUCAACUUAAAAGCGUGAUCAGUGGCUCGACGAGAGUAUGGGUCCGAGAGAGAGCAGGAGAAAAGGUCCAGAAGAUCUUAUUCGAUCCAGCCCGUAAGUCCACUUUUAUUUUAUUAUUCUGUUUUAGUGGGGAUGGAUGUUCUGUUCACUGAGAACGACAAGAUCAAAGGAAAGGCUGAUCUCAAACCCCAUGUUAAAAAGAUGUACGGUCUUGCGUGA